Molecule: messenger RNA, 2102 nt
Organism: Homo sapiens (human)
Lineage: Eukaryota; Metazoa; Chordata; Mammalia; Primates; Hominidae
Gene: HMSD
Product: histocompatibility minor serpin domain containing
Exons: 4
Coding region: 203-622 (139 amino acids)
Cellular component (GO): extracellular region
Molecular function (GO): serine-type endopeptidase inhibitor activity
Source: RefSeq, marked reviewed
AUUCACUGGGAACUAACACCCGGCGCCGCUCAGACAUCUCUAUUCCCGCCUCUCCGACCCGGUCUCACUUCGCUCCUGGGCAGCUGCGCGGAGAACUGGGGCUCACCGUCAUGGAUGCUCUAUCAGAAGCAAAUGGCACAUUUGCAUUAAACCUUUUGAAAAAGCUAGGGGAAAACAACUCAAACAACUUAUUUUUUUCCCCAUGAGCAUAUCAUCAGCCUUGGCCAUGGUUUUCAUGGGGGCAAAGGGAAACACUGCAGCUCAGAUGUCUCAGGCACUUUGUUUUAGUAAAAUCGGAGGUGAAGAUGGAGAUAUUCAUCGAGGUUUUCAGUCACUUCUUGUUGCAAUUAACAGAACUGACACUGAAUAUGUGCUUAGAACUGCCAACGGGCUCUUUGGAGAAAAGUCUUAUGAUUUCCUCACAGGUUUUACAGAUUCCUGUGGCAAAUUCUACCAAGCAACGAUAAAACAGCUAGACUUUGUGAAUGAUACAGAGAAGUCCACAACACGUGUAAACUCCUGGGUUGCUGAUAAAACUAAAGGUGAAAAUAUAUUGUUAUUCUAUUUCGAUAAUAUUUUAAACAGUUUUAUAGUCAGUUCUUUACAAAACUGUCAAAUAUAAAAAGGAGUCCUUUUUUCUCUAAACAACUAUGCAAACAUUAAAACCUUUCUUUGGAAAUAUUGCCAACUCGUAGACCUUUUCUCUAGCUUUAGCUUUUCCCUUAUCAAGUAUCUGUGAUGUCUCUCUAGAUGAAAUAAUCUCUUCCAGGUUUUUUUGCUUGUUAAUAUUAGGUAGUUUUUCUUUUCACAAAUAGCGUUAAAAUUUGAAUUUAAAAAUUUCUAGCUGUCUCCCUCACUGGUAUUGCCAUACUGUAUGGUUUACAGGCUUGAAAUGCAACUGCUGUGAUCAGUGAUAAGGGAACACACUGAUGAUUUAGAUUGAACAGGGAGAGUUAUAUUGUUUUCUAGGGCACAGCUAAAAAGACAUUCCAUCAACCCCCUUGCAGCCAGAAAGACCCUGAGCCCUCAGAACUUCACUGACACAACCCAUAUUUUCUUUCCAUAACUGGCCAACUUUUCCCUUUGUACCAAAGCCAGCUACUUAGCUUCAGGGAGAGAAUGAGACUGAAGAUUACAAGGAGACAUCCACAUUAUAUGUGGGCUGAGAGAGGAAAGAGGGAGUAUCAGAGGUUGCCGGGUUUGCUACUCUCAUUCCUCUUCCUCCUCUGCCCAACACUUGGACUUGGAAAGAAGUCUGAAAGGUGGGGAAUAAUCAGCCCAUAUGAUUCUUCCACUGCAGAGAGAGCCUCUGAGUGUUACAGCCAGGAGCAACAGGGUGGCACCCUCUUCUUCAGGGAAACACACACCUCUUUGCACUGCCUUGUGGAUAGUCCAGUCAAGUGGAGUAAGAGGUGGGAGUGGGGAGUGUAAAUGGAGUAACCUCUAAGUAUCCAAGCAGGAGGGUGUUUUUUUUUUUUCUUUCCUGGAAUGAGGAUAAUCAAAUCAUUUCAAUAUGAAUUAUGAAAAUGAAUGAUAAUGGUUUUAUCUGUUAUAGAAAUAUAAUAUAAUCAGACUUUAGCCAUGUAAAUCAUAAAACAUAGAGAUAACAAUAUGCAUAUUGUUCCUAGAGGGUCUUGUGAAAUUUUGUUUGUCAUAUUCUCUUUGAAGAGUUAUCAUUCACUAUUUUAUUUCUGUCUUGUAAAGCCUGAAAGCUCAUGUGCUGCCUUGACAUCUAUGGGCUUCUCAGGGCCUCAGAGGCCUGGCCAUGAAGUCCCCUGCUCUUGUCAGAUAUGUGCACCCUAUUCACCCACUGAGCAGGAAGGCUCUUCCCCCUUCUAAGUUCCCUUACCAGGCAGUCAGCUGUACCCUCCCUGGGUCUCAACGUGGCUCACUUCCCUCCAGCCUGGAAAAUUAUUCAAACAAGCCUGUCACAUCUGGAGGAGCCAGGAAUCGCCUCUUCCUCUUGUUACUGCAAAGCCUGCCUUCCACAGCCCCUACUGGUUCACUCUAUUCCCAAAUGCAACUCUCCUGUGACCCCGCAUGGCAUGUGGUGACCUCCCUCCCUGUGAGCAGUUGUGACUAAUAAACUGCCGCCAAUUUCA